Molecule: messenger RNA, 1709 nt
Organism: Ooceraea biroi (clonal raider ant)
Lineage: Eukaryota; Metazoa; Arthropoda; Insecta; Hymenoptera; Formicidae
Product: odorant receptor 43a
Biological process (GO): detection of chemical stimulus involved in sensory perception of smell; sensory perception of smell
Cellular component (GO): plasma membrane
Molecular function (GO): olfactory receptor activity; odorant binding
Source: RefSeq, a predicted model, not a curated record
CGACGUGUAUACCUCUAAUAGCAGUAUUAUGCUUCCAGCAAUUUAAGUGCUCUUUUGUGAUACGCGUCCACCCUAAACGUAAUGUAAGAAAAGGGAUACUCAGUCUCCUCGUAGAUGUGAUCAUGGAGGUGUCGAAGCAUUCAACAUACAGAGAUUAUGAAUGGGCCAUUGAAUUAAAUCGGCUCAGUUUAACAUUGCUCGGCAUUUGGCCAGAGAAUCAUGAAGCAAAGCAGAAAAAAUUAAUAUCGAACAUACGUGUGAUCAUUAUAUUAAAUCUAAUUACCUGGAUCUGCCUCAUUCCAUCUCUACAUUCAUUGCUGAAGAUUUAUGAUGACAUAAUGUCGACAAUCGAUAAUUUGCAGUACACCAUGCCGCCUCUGAUGGCCAUAAUAAAACUGUUCAUUAUUUGGCAAAAAAAAUAUGACAUUCUACUUCUAUUAAAUAUGAUCAAAGACGAUUGGCUGAGACCAAAGACAUCGGACGAGAGGAACGUUAUGUUAAAACAAGCGCGAAUCGCACGUAUUCUGACGAUAUUCGGUUGUUUCAUGAUGCUUAUGUCUAUCAUUUCCGCUAUUCUUCUUCCUCUCUUUGGCAUUUCAAUUAGAUACAGGACAAAUAGAACGGAUCCGGGCAAAUCUUUACCGUUACAACUAUACUAUGUCUACGAUAAAGACAAGAGUCCAUUUUUUUUCGAAAUAACGUAUGUUCUACAGUGUAUUUCAGUAAUGCUGAUCGGCGUCAUGUAUUCUAGUACGGACAGUUUUUUGAGCUUGCUAGUGUUUCACGUGUGUGGUCAGCUGGAAAAUCUCAAGAAACGUGUGAUUGAUCUUGAUAAAUUUCAUAACUUCAGGAUUGCUCUAUCAUACAUCGUUCGGGAUCAUAUGCGUCUUAUCAGAUCUAUCAAUAUCAUUGACAAUGUAUUUACUAUAAUGCUGCUAGGGGCACUCUUAUACUUUGGCAUAUUAUUCGCUUUUUAUGGAUUUUUAUUUGGUAAUCUGUUCAGCCAAGGUCGAGAUCUUUCUGUUGCACGUUUAACUUUCUUCAUAAUAGUGUCCUCCACCUUGUUUACCCAUAUGUGCCUAUAUUGUGUUGUAGGUGAAAUUUUACUUGCACAAUGUGAAGCAGUUUACGAGGCUACCUAUGAAUACAAGUGGUACAUGUUGGAACCGAAAGAAGCGAAACAUCUAUUGAUGAUAAUGAUUCGUGCCAAUAAGCCGUUGUAUCUCACUGCGGGAAAACUGUUUCCUAUGACUAUGGCCCUGUUUUGUAACCUCUUAAAGACAUCAGGUGGUUAUAUAUCGGUUUUGUUGGCACAUCGGGAGUAAAACAAGAAAUCUACAAAAGAUUAUCCAUGUCAAAUUAGUAGACAACUAGAUUUAUUAUGAAAUCCAAGAGUCUGACAGAUUAUAAAGAAACCAAACCAUUCAGAUAAAAUUACAAAUGACAGGGAAGAAUUUUUUUAAUUGAAUUUGGAUCUGCAUAGCAAAAUCAAUGUGUGCCGAGAAAUCAUUCUUCAGCGAGAACAUAUGACUAAGUGGUAUAAACUCUCCAUGAAGUACGAUGAUAUUCUACAUAGAACAAUUUAUUUUUUCUAAAUGAUUUACCUGGAAUUUACAGAUAUGUGCGCUCCACUAAAUCAAGAUCAAUGAUAUUAUUCACCAGUUUGCACAGAAAUUCCAAGUCCAAUAAAACUCUACGAUUUUUAAUGU